Molecule: messenger RNA, 1650 nt
Organism: Capronia epimyces CBS 606.96
Lineage: Eukaryota; Fungi; Ascomycota; Eurotiomycetes; Chaetothyriales; Herpotrichiellaceae
Exons: 1
Coding region: 1-1650 (549 amino acids)
Biological process (GO): GPI anchor biosynthetic process
Cellular component (GO): endoplasmic reticulum
Source: RefSeq, a predicted model, not a curated record
AUGUAUAUGUUUGCACUUGCAAACAAGUCGCUGCGCCUUCUUGUCCCGGCCGCUCUCUGCCUGACCAUAUAUUUGUACCUUUAUCCAGCAUUCCAUGGAUGUGCUUUUCCUUCUAGAAGUGCCUCGACGCUGACUGCCUUCACCGAGACUCUUGAACAACAUAUCCCUCUCUCGCACCUCUCGAACGCGUUGCCUGACGACGCCCUGCGUGUGCCUUUCCGACUCCUCAUCUUCGCCGAUCCGCAGCUCGAGGGUGAUAGUUCCCUUCCCAAGCCUGAGGAUGGCUUCCUGCCCAAGAUCGCGCGGCACUGGUCGAGGUUCUGCUCACAAGAUGCCGCAGACAUCUUCCCCACUGCUAUUGAGAUAACACGGGCAAUCUUCCUUCAAGACAUUCCAGAAGCAUUCCAGGCGCUGCGGAAGCGAUUGGACCUGUUCGGCAACGACUACUACCUGGGUCACAUCUAUCGCACUUUACACUGGUGGACGAGACCUUCCCAUGUCACGGUACUCGGAGACUUGAUCGGUAGCCAAUGGGUAACUGAUGGAGAAUUCGAAUGGCGAGGAUGGAGGUUUUGGAAUAGAGUCUUUGCCAACAUCAACAGGGUCGAGGAUGAACUCGUCACGCUGGCAAGGCCAGAGGAAGAGAGGGCUUUCGACAUGAAUGAUGAUAGCUGGGCGACCAAGAUCAUAAAUGUGGCAGGGAAUCAUGACAUUGGAUAUGCUGGAGAUGUAUCGAGGCAUAGGAUGGACCGAUUCGAACGAGUUUUUGGAAUGGCCAACUGGGACAUCAGAUUCCGCCAUCCUCGACUAGACGAUACAGGGUCGACGAACACGACAGGCCACCAUCCAUCGCUGCACUUGGUUGUCCUGAACAGCUUGAUUUUGGAUACACCUGCUUUGUCCGAGGAUCUUCAAGCAGAGACCUACGACUAUCUCAACAACCUCGUUUCUCAUCGUUUGAGACCGGUGGAGGACCGAUCUUCCUUCACUCUCCUGCUCACGCAUCUGCCGCUUCACAAGAGAGCAGGGGUCUGUGUUGAUGCUCCUUUCUUCGAUUAUUGGGGUGAUGACGAUGGCGGCGGUGUUUACAGGCCUAAGGGCUUAAAGGAACAAAAUCAUCUGAGUGAACAUGUUAGCCACCAGGGCAUAUUAGAGGCGUUGUAUGGCAUGAGUGGGAACAUUGAUACCCCAGCCCAAGGCAAAGGUAGACAGGGCCUUAUCUUGACUGGCCAUGACCACGAAGGCUGCGAUGUGUGGCAUCAUAUCUCGCCCAAAACAGUGUGGUCUGGUUCCAGCAACCCUACUGAGGAUGAACGGACCACAUGGGACGCCAUGCACUGGACCCAGGCAAAUCACAGCAGGUCCCAUACUGGGGUUCGGGAAGUCACCCUGCGAAGCAUGAUGGGAGACUAUGGAGGGAACGCAGGACUUCUGAGUGUUUGGUUCGACUUCGCCACCGGGGCGUGGAGUUACCAGAUUCAGAUGUGUGGAUUGAACGUCAAAAUAUGGUGGGCCGUCCACGUCCUUGAUUUCGUGGUCUUGGGUAUUUGGCUGUUCAGCCUUGUCAGGAACGUCCUUAGCCACGAGAAACUUUCACGUCUUGAAAAGUACCAGGCUGUCCCGCAAAGCGCAACGAAAGCACAUGCCUGA